Molecule: messenger RNA, 4202 nt
Organism: Bubalus bubalis (water buffalo)
Lineage: Eukaryota; Metazoa; Chordata; Mammalia; Artiodactyla; Bovidae
Exons: 3
Coding region: 3107-4048 (313 amino acids)
Source: RefSeq, a predicted model, not a curated record
CAUGGUUCUGCAGUGUGUGGGGCCUGCUGAUGAAAGGGCAGGGAAGGAGGUGGAUUAUGGCACCUAAAAGUCCAGAAAGCUGUCUGUCUUUCUGUCUGGGCAUGCACAUAUGCAUCUCUCACUUGCAAGGUGGACGCAACCAGUGCCAGCCUGAAGGCAACCUUAUUUUUUAUUUAAAACAUUUCAUUUUUAUUUAUUUGGCUGUGCCAGUUCUUAGUUGCAGCAUGUGGACUCUUAGUUGUGGCAUGUGGUUCUCUGACCAGGAUUGAACCCAAGCCGCCUGCACUGGGAGACUGGAGUCUUAGCCUGGACUAAGUCCCGUAAAGGCAGCUUUAGAGUUCCAUACCAAUGGCCAGAUGGUACCUCUGUGUUUCAUUUGGGAAAAUUAAUCCCUUGCUCUGAGCCUCUGUCUUCCCCUUCACAGACUGGGAUAAUGGGUGUUCAUCUGACAAGGCUGUACUGAGAGUUAAGUAUGGUCAUUUAUUUAAACACAGCUCUAUUCUGAGUAGAACUUAUGAUUCUAAACUGAGAGGUCCCAGUGCCCAAGAAAAGAACUGUUCCACCAGGAAACACAGCUUGAUUUUAGGAACAGGAAGCUAAAACAUCUCUUGGACUUUGGGGUUCCUUGUGCUGCUAAACCAGCAGGCAAAGUAGGGGGUCACUGAACUGACCCUAGGAAAGUGACCUCAGUUGCCAUGGCCAGUUGGGUUUUGCCGCUACAGCACAGGAGGUGGGCAGGGAGUUUAUGCCUGGAGCCCAGGGGGUUUGCUGGGGCACCUCCCAGUACUCCCUAUCCCAAAGUCCUGGCCAGCCUGACUGUGGCAACCCAGUCAGAAGCAGACCACCGAGGACUCUGACCUCAAAGAAAUGAGGCUUGGUUCACCUUCAAGGUAAAGAGCCCUCCCCAGCCGAGGGUCAGGGGGAGGUGGGAUGGGUGGCAGAUAAAGAACCUGUGAUUCCAGACUGGAGCCUGAUGGCCAAGGACUCAGGUGAGAGGAUGGUCCAGUUGACUUUACCCUGCAGUGACUCAGUAGCUGAUGGGACUUCCAUGAACUGUGUUUUGGUUUGGGGACUACUUCUCACCAAGACAGUAGUGGAUGCCCCUGGCUUUCUGGCUUGGGAGACUAAUCUUUCUGGAACAUCAUUUUGCCCUGUUGCCCUCUGGCUUCCUAUCAAUUUUGGUCAAUGGUGGGAUCAGAGAGGAGGUGGGGGAUGGGAGGAGAGUGAGUUCCCUGCCCACGCGAGCCUAAGAACUGACCGCGUCUAUUGACAUAAAGUCACGGAACCCCUUGCAACACAGCCCGUUCUGUCCAGUUCUAGCUCUGAGUUCUGGGAACAUCCCUUCCCUCCCUCCCCAUGGUCACAAGCCCUGGGGUCCUGUCUUGAGCAUCUCUGGUGUCUUUCCCUACACCUAUGUGAACAGGUGCUUUAGCCAAGUCUCCCUCACAGCCUGUUGGAGGGUGUCACCAUCCUUUUACCCUGGUAGACCCCGGUGAACGCAGAUAGCAGCCGUGCAGAUAUGGGCUGUGGUCUGGAUGGGCUGAGUUUGGACAGGCGGACAGGGAAUUAGAGGCUGUAGUGGAAAGUUAGGAGACCAGGUGAAUGCUGAGUUCCCCCAGGUUGGCUGUUUAGCCUCUCUUGGCUUCUCUUAACUUCAAUAUGUAAUGAUAACAACCAGUAAUUAUUAUUAUCAUUGAAGAAUAUAAUUAUAUAUAUUGCACAUGUUAUAUUACAUCAUUAUAUUAUACUAUUAUAUCAUGUGAUGCAUACAGUUAUUAAAUAAUUAUAACUGUAUAAUUAUAAUAACUAGGAAUAAUAAUAAUGUCUCCACAACAGGAUGAAAUGAAUUUCAAGAUGGAAGGAGACUAAAUAAAGACCUGGCAUGUGAUAAGUUCUCAGUGAAGCUGUUUGUUCCCUCUCCAAGGCACACAGUAGGCUUUCAACUGAUGUUAGAUAAACCUGAAUGAGAGAGAGAAAGUGUGUGUGUGGAAGUGGGUAUGGGCCCAGGGGGUGGAUGAGGGUUGUGCUGGACAAGAGACAGGUCUGCCUGCAGAGGUCCUUGAAUCUGUACAGAGAUUUCAAUCCAGGGAACAUUCAGAAGCAUAUCUGUUUGGGUGAGGGGGAUGAGAUCAGAGAAGGCCUCCAAUACCAGGGUCGUUCUGUGAAGUCAAGGCGGGGCCUGGAAGUGCUUGGCAAAGACUUCUCUGAGGAAGGGAAAUUGUCUGGGCCAGACUGGAGGCAGGGAGGCCAGAAGGGGAGGAAGGUGUGGCUCACGGAGGGAAAGGACCAGGAACAGACACUGUGCCCCAUAUGAUGAUCUGGGCCUCCAGCCCUCUGGCCUCCACCCCUGAGAAGUCAGUGUCCAUUCAGGCCUGAAGCUCCCCUACACUGGACUGGAGGCCCACUGGGAGGCAUGACCUCUCCCGAGCUGAUCCACAAUUUGGAAGCACGUUGGUAUUUCAAAAUGAACACAGCACACAGGUUUAUAAGAGGAAUCUGGGACCAGGAGUAUAAAUUAGAAAUUGAUGCUACAGAGUCAGGCAUAGUCCCACAGUCCUAGGCAGGUGGACUUGGGGGUCUUUUUGCUUAUUCUUUGAGCAGAUAUUGGCUUCUUCCUUCUCUGUGCUGAGCAGUGGGCAGGAAAGAAGGCUGGGAGCAAAGAUGGACACAGGCUUCCGUGGCUGUCCUUGAGGAGGUGUUUGCUCCAUGUAAUUAAGGACAGCGGAUUGCUGAGAGCUCUUUCCUCACUUUUCAAUCACAAACAUUCCAUUAGUCACACUGCCUUGGAAGUCCUUUGACAGCCUCGUGGGUAGUUGACUCAAGAAUGGGCGCUGACUGGCAUGGUGCAGAAAAUUCCUGCUGCAGGCUGACGGCGUGGACAGUCUUGGAUGGAAAGGAGCUGUAUGCCCCGAGUGAGAGGUUGGGCAGAGACAGAAAUGGCCAGAGGGUUAGUUUAGGGUGAGGCCAGUGAGGCAGGCUUGUGCCAGUGCAGGAGCAGAUCUGAUCUUUAUUUAAAACUGUGAUAGUUUGUCUGUCAUGGAUCUCUUGGCAUGAACUUCGAUCUCAAGAAAUAUCACAUUAAGAUAUUCUUUACCUUGAUUACCGAAUGUUUUGGCCCCUUGAAAGUUUGCACCCGAGCCUAGUGCCUCACUGCCCUUGCCCUAGUUCUGGCUCUGCGUGCACUUACUUGCUUUACUCUUCAUCCCUGAAACCUGGCAGAGAUCAGGCCCUCCAGGAAGCUGCAGCAUGUUAUUUCUCCAGCUUCAUAAAAUUCCAGACCACAUUUCUGGGCACUUUCGUCAAAGAAGCGCCAAGAUAUGUGAGGGUCUCUCUACAAGACCGAGUGCCAGGGCUCCUUGAAGGCAGUGGGGCUGGUCCGUCUCCACCUAUGAACUCACCUGUGGCUUUUGAGAAAUCCCUUAAGCAAUCUGGUCUCCACUUCUCCAUUGGCAAAAUGAGGGGAUGGGACAGAUGUUCUUACCUGAGGCUCAGUCUUCUGUGUUGCUCUGCAUUCCCUGGUGGACUGUGGGGGAGAGACCAUGGCAGGCACAUGCCCAGGCCAGCCCCUCUUGAGAGUCAUGGACUGAGAAAAGAGGAGGAGCCAGGGCACAGAGGGAAGAAGCAGCUUGAUCAAGGAGUCACAUCGGGUCAUGGCUGGAGGCUGGGAUGUGAAGGGCAAAGAGAGAGAAACUGGAAGACAAAGAGGCCCUGGAUCUUGACUUACGCACUCUGGUGUGUCACUUCUCUUCUCUCACUAGGAUGCCGAGUCUCUGGAAGCAUCAGUGUUUCCUUUGCUCCAUGCUUGAUCGCCAGCAUCCAGGACAGGGCUUGGUGGUACCUCGGGAAACAUUUGUUUAGGAAUAUAUUGAACUAUUUAAGUACAUUCUCAGCAGAUUCUAAUAUAGAAAUAAAAAUAAAUUCCAGCAACUUGAGGUUCUUGGGUGGUUCGUUCUGUCUAGUUGAGGUUUUCUAUUUCAGGCUUGUUGUGCGGGAACGUCACUGUGGUCUGCGCCAGGAACCAAGGGGAGGCUCAUGGCUUCUUCAGUGAGGGAGUUUCUGAAUAGCCUCUGACCAAAUAAUAUUGGAAAACCCUCAAAAUAUGCAUACACAUCAAGUGUGAACACUAUACAACCAUAAUCAAAACCUGAGCUCUUUCUUUCUCUUUCUUUUUUUCUUUCUUUCUUUUUUUUUUAAGCAUCAAG